Molecule: messenger RNA, 938 nt
Organism: Ctenocephalides felis (cat flea)
Lineage: Eukaryota; Metazoa; Arthropoda; Insecta; Siphonaptera; Pulicidae
Product: protein tramtrack, beta isoform-like
Exons: 3
Coding region: 1-600 (199 amino acids)
Source: RefSeq, a predicted model, not a curated record
AUGUCCUUCAUGGUUCUAGCGAAUGCUUUGCAGAUGCACGCCGAGGACAUGAGUUCACUGCUCGCUAGUCACACAAUGAUGUCUUCGAUCGCGAACGCGGCUCUGAUGGAUACGAACAACCCUCUGCCUCUGAGUCCUGACGGUCAGAAUUCACAUUCACAAAUGGAAUCACAAGAAACCGCAGAUGAACUAACCGGCGUGAAUUUCAUUGCAGGAUCAAAAGCUUGGCAUAUGCGACUUACAUUCGAACGUCUUCAGGGCGGUUGUAAUUUGCACCGUUGCAAACUGUGCGGUAAGGUGGUGACGCACAUUCGUAACCAUUACCACGUGCAUUUUCCUGGUCGAUUCGAAUGCCCGCUGUGUCGUGCGACAUACACUAGAAGCGAUAACUUACGCACGCACUGCAAGUUCAAACACCCGAUGUUCAAUCCGGACACCCGGAAGUUCGAGAAUCUGCUGACGAGCUCGGCAAACAAUGGUAACAGUGGCGCAUCGACGCCGACGCCGACGCCUACGCCGACACCGACGUCGGUCAGCACGUCGGCGGCGUACGCGCGCAGCGCCCCAGCAUCCGGCAAUCUGAGCGAGAGCCUGGAUUGAUUGAGACUGAAUUUUUUUGAAUUAUGUCAAUGGAUACGUCCGCACUACUAUCAUCCGAAUCUGCCGUGAUACUGUUGAAUUGAACGGUGCUCGCUCGCUCGCUAAACCCAAACGGUUUCAUUUUUAGGAAUUUUCGCGAUGGCGCGAGCAGCUUCGCUCAUCACUCAUAUUGACAUGAAUCAAAAGAAUUCGUUUUGCGCAAUUCACUAACUCAACCAUAUAAACAUUCUUCUCGAACAAAUACAGCGAUAUUAUGUAUGAAGUACAUAAAAUGAUUAAAGUAUAAUAGCUAAAAUUAAAUUUAAUAUUCAUGUUACAUACCUAUAUGCCGAGCUUAU